This is a messenger RNA of Hyaloscypha bicolor E, 1148 nucleotides long. Its product is annotated as putative isomerase YbhE. Bases 1 to 1110 code for a protein of 369 amino acids. Gene Ontology annotation, molecular function: 6-phosphogluconolactonase activity; protein binding. The transcript has 3 exons. The record is from RefSeq and is a predicted model, not a curated record. Lineage: Eukaryota; Fungi; Ascomycota; Leotiomycetes; Helotiales; Hyaloscyphaceae.
AUGCGUCUUCUCAUUAGUUCCUUGGGGCUGCUCCCAGCUCUCCUGGAUGUUAUCUGCGCCAUAAACAUUUUCGUCUCCCACUACCAAGGCACGCUCCAAUCGCUGACUGUGACACCAACGAGCGGAGGAGGAUACACAUUGACAACGAAUGGCACAGUGAUAAUCGGUGGCCAACCAAGCUGGUUGACAUUUGACUCCGCGAGCCGGGUAUUAUAUGUUUCGGAUGAGGGAAACACUGGGUCGUUGACCUCGGUCGCAGCGGAAGCAGAUGCUCCAGGGGGUGCUGUUGCCAACGUCCUCUAUGGAAAUAAGAGAUAUGUUGCGAGUGUGAAUUAUGGAUCUUCCCUCCUCACUACCUACAAGCUGCCGUUAUCUUCAUCAACGCAAACUCUGCAGAACAUGAAGCUUACCCAGAGUGCAAAAGGACCAAAUUCAAGGCAGGAUGUUCCGCAUCCACAUCAGACAGUAGUGGAUCCUUCCGGAAACUUCCUUUUGGUACCAGAUCUAGGCGCCGACUUGAUCCGGAUAUAUAGCAUAAAUAGCAGCUCAGGAACGCUCACUUCUUGCGGAAACUUCGUGGAAGCUGGUGGAACCGGACCUCGUCACGCAGCAUUCUGGGGCGACAAGACGCUCUUUGUUGCCAACGAAUUGGCGAACACAGUCCACAGAUUUUCGGUUGCAUACUCAGGCGGUUGCAUGACCCUGACGAAAGAGCAAAGCUUAAACACUAUGGCCGGCGGCAAGUCUGCACCAUCAGGAACAAAGGUUGGAGAGGUUCAUGUGCAUGACAACUUCUUGAUCGUUUCCAAUAGAAGAGAUCUUUCUUUCUCGCCAAAUGAUUCAUUGGCCACGUUCUCCUUGGACGCAUCGACGGGGGCUAUGACCCUGACAGGCGUUACCUCUUCCGGCGGAACCUAUCCGCGUACAUUCCAGAUCAAUAAAGCAGGGGAUCUGGUGGCUAUUGGGGACCAAACUACCGCCAAUGUGGUAGUGGUAAAGAGAGACAUCACAACCGGCUUGUUGGGCCCACAAGUAGCGAGUAUGAGAAUUGGUACUGUUGGACAAGCAGAAAGCGACAACGGGUUAAGUGCAGUAUUGUGGGAUGAGUAAUUAUAAAUUAUAUUGGGGGGAAAUACAACUUCCUCUUG